Messenger RNA from Anopheles moucheti, 1092 nucleotides. It is a transcript of the gene PIG-F, whose product is annotated as phosphatidylinositol-glycan biosynthesis class F protein. Lineage: Eukaryota; Metazoa; Arthropoda; Insecta; Diptera; Culicidae. Gene Ontology annotation, cellular component: endoplasmic reticulum membrane. Bases 86 to 823 code for a protein of 245 amino acids. The record is from RefSeq and is a predicted model, not a curated record. The transcript has 2 exons. Gene Ontology annotation, biological process: GPI anchor biosynthetic process.
CAAAAGUUUUGUGAGCUGGAAAUUCUACACUUUGCUGAUACACUUUUUCCGAAUGUAGUGCAAAGUUUAGUAGUUUGUAAAGAACAUGGAUGCACUACAGCAAAGCAUUAUAGCGUCGAAGAUGUUUAUCAACAUCAGCGUUCUGUCGAUUGCGCUGAACUCGUCGUUUUUUGGUUAUUUGCUGUACAGUAACCGGCUUUACGAUGUGGGAAGGUGUUGUUCAUCGUUCGUGCUGUUAAUUUUGCCACUGUCGGAGAUAUUAAAACAUCUCUACGUAAAAAGGACAUUUCAACUAGAAACCGGGCCGAAAUCCACCGUACAGUCUUCGACGGGAAGAGGCUCGGGAGCGGCGAAUGCGAAAGCCACCAAAGCACGCUGGAGUGAAUGGUUCGGUUCAGGAGUGCUGUUUGCCCUGGCCACACUGUUCUAUGCAUUCAUAUGCGUUGUUGUUGGCGCACCACUGGAUCAGUAUGAAGAAACGCUAUCCCUGGCAGUGACACUGACGACGGUAACCAUCUUUCCGAUCAUGCUGCUUCUUGGGCAAUCACAAACCUAUCAACUGCUGCUCUCGGAAACGCUGGAACUGAAGAGCCCGCUUGCGAAUAGUUAUCUAAAUUUGCUUAAGAACAACUGCAUAGGUGUUAUUUUGGGUGCUUGGGGUGCGUCGGUGGUUGCUCCGCUGGAUUGGGAUCGACCGUGGCAGGUCUACCCCAUCCCGAAUGUGGUCGGCUCGAUAGGAGGACUGUUCGGGAUGAGUGUGUUUAAUCUGCUGAGCACGGCGUACAUUAGCAUGUAUCGUAAUCGGCGGACCAAAACUCAGUAACGCUCCAGUAUUCGUACCAAACAGGGAUGCAUAUCUAGUCGUGUAAGCCAAAAUAAACCUUAAUUCAUACCAACUAUAAGAAGUAUUGUAUGAAAUGUAAAAGAAGAUUGCCAUAGUCCGAUAAAGUAGAUGAUAUGCUAUUCCGCAAAUCACGUGCUUGAGAAGGUCAUGCGAAGAUGUGGAUAAAAAGUCAUCCGCUCUUUAGUGGAGUUAUUGACUAAUAAAACUUGUAUUCUUUCACUAUUAUUAAAAACGUAGAGAUAAUAAAA